UCCGUGGGCGCGUACGCCGGGCGCGAGAUCACGGACACGGAGUAGGGUUCUGGAAAACGCGCGGAAUUAUCGUGCCAGGCGAGAGGCCGCGAUGGAUGACGACUUUGAGGAGCGUGACUGGCCGGACGAGGGUGCUGAUGCCGACUCGGAGGGGGAGGACGCGGCGCCGCGCGAGGACCCCGAGCAGGUCAUCCGCGAGUGCAUGUUGUUGUUCGCCUCGCCCGACUACAUCAUGGAGCCAGGCAUCUUCGGCACGCUGAAGCGGUACUUCUCGGCGGGCGGCGACCCGGAGACAGUGAUCGAGACCAUCUCGAGCAACUACAAGGCCAUCUCGGGCCUGGCCAACCUUAUCGCCGAGUGGCUCAUCCUCUCCGGCGUCGACAUUCUGGACGUGCAGAGCCUGGUGGAGAACCACCUCAAGGACAUGAUCCUGCGCACCUUCGACCCGGCCAAGGCCGACACCAUCUUCAACGAGGAGGGCGUGACGCCCGCCUGGCUCUCGGAGAUCAUCAAGCACCCGACGUGGCGGUCGCUGAUCUACCGGCUGGCCGAGGAGUACCCCGACUGCAUGAUGCUCAACUUCACCAUCAAGCUCAUCUCGGACGCCGGCUUCCAGGGCGAGAUCACCAGCCUGUCGACGGCCUCGCAGCAGAUCGAGGUGUUCUCGCGUAUCGUCAAGACGUCCAUCACCAACAUCCUGUCGCGCUCGGACGACGACACGCGCCGCCACAUCGCCGAGUUCGCCGCCAUGGUUUGCCACGGCCAGCACACGUACAUCUACACGCAGGCGCUGCUGCAGGUGCUCUCGCAGGAGGGGCGCGCCGGCGCCAACGCCAAGCGGCUCUCGCAGGAGGUGACGCGCUCGGCCGUCGCGCAGGGCCAGAACGUGACGCCCAUCAUCCUGGCGCUGAACGGCGCGGCGGCGUACCCGCGCGCUGCCGGCGCGCUCGCCUCCAUGCUGGCGCGCAACGCGCUCAACCCGGCCGACAUCACGGCACUGUUCAAGCUGUUCAGCACGUCCGACCCGCCGCCCGUGGAGCUGAUCCGAUCGCCAACCUUCCUCGAGCUGCUGAUUGGGGCGCUUUUCCGACCGGGGAAUAAGGUGAACCCGGACCACCGGCCCAAGUACAUCUACCUGCUGGCGUAUGCGGCGUCGGUGUGCGAGCAGUGGCGGCGCGGCCAGCGCGACAGUCUGAACCAGGACGAGCUGCGCGCCACCAUCCAGGCGCUGGAGCGCGUGCAUGCCAUCUGCAGCAACAGCAAGGGCACGCUCGAGAUCAUGUCCGAGCUGAACGCGCUCUACCAGUGCAUCAGGUUCCCGGUGGUCUCUGUGGGCCUGAUUCAGUGGGUGGAGGCCACCGUGACGGAGCCGUCCUUCUUCAAGCUUUGCACCGAGCACACGCCCAUCCACCUGGCCCUGCUGGACGAGGUGGUCACGUGUCACGCCCUGCUGCACGAGAAGGUGAUGCGCCUCUACGUCCAACUGUUCGAAUCGGACCAAUCGGAGCUCGAGAUCCUGGUGCAGCUAGAGAUGCGGAAGAUGCUGCUGGAUCGCAUGGUGUGCCUGCUGAGCCGCGGUUGCGUCAUCCCCGUCGUCAAGUACAUCCGCAACUGCUGGCAGAAGUCGGACACGGACAUCUCGCUGAUCCGCUACUUCGUCACCGAGGUGCUGGACAUGAUCGCGCCGCCCUACUCGCCCGAGUUCGUCCAGCUCUUCCUGCCCAUGGUGGAGAACGAGGAGAUCACGGACAGUAUGCGCGGCUCGGGUGACGACCUCGUCACCCAGUUUGUUGUGCACUGCAAGGGCCAGAUGACGGAGCCCUGACAGGACGCGGCGCGGGCGGACGGCGACGGUGAC
Messenger RNA from Pollicipes pollicipes, 1858 nucleotides. It is a transcript of the gene TH1, whose product is annotated as negative elongation factor complex member TH1. Lineage: Eukaryota; Metazoa; Arthropoda; Thecostraca; Pollicipedomorpha; Pollicipedidae. Gene Ontology annotation, cellular component: NELF complex; nucleus. The coding region runs from base 92 to 1825 and encodes 577 amino acids. Gene Ontology annotation, molecular function: RNA binding. The transcript is spliced from 6 exons. Gene Ontology annotation, biological process: negative regulation of transcription elongation by RNA polymerase II. The record is from RefSeq and is a predicted model, not a curated record.